Molecule: messenger RNA, 510 nt
Organism: Arachis stenosperma
Lineage: Eukaryota; Viridiplantae; Streptophyta; Magnoliopsida; Fabales; Fabaceae
Product: auxin-induced protein 15A-like
Exons: 1
Coding region: 91-360 (89 amino acids)
Biological process (GO): response to auxin
Source: RefSeq, a predicted model, not a curated record
CAUCUCCCCAAGUAUCAAAGCUCACAUAUUUCUCUCAUACAAAUCCUUCAAGAACAAUAUAUUACUUUUUCUUUCGAGCAACAAGAAACGAUGGCUUUCCGUAUUCCAGGUAUUAGACGGGCCACAUCAUUUUCUACAUCCAAGGGAACUAAUGUUCCAAAAGGCUAUCUUGCAGUCUAUGUAGGAGAUAAGAUGAAGAGGUUUGUGAUUCCGGUAUCAUACUUGAAUCAACCUUCAUUCCAAGAAUUACUAUGCCAGGCCGAAGAGGAAUUCGGAUAUGAUCAUCCAACUGGUGGUCUCACAAUUCCAUGCAGUGAGGAAGAGUUCCAAAACCUCACUUCUGAAUUCAGUGGACAGUAAAUUGUGCUAAUAGAGACUGACAUAGAUUAGAUGAGACCAAAUUUUGUACAGAAGGCUGUUUCUUUUAUUUUGAAGAUUGCCCAUUUUUGUAUCUUCCUUGUAUCAUUCCUUUGAAAAUGUAAAAAUGCUAUGUGAAUGAGAAAGUUAUAC